AUUCCCUUCUUCUUUUGUGUCGUGUCUUUUUAUAUUGUAAGCCUGAGGUCAGGGAGAUGUAGGCCGCCCUGAGGGCCUUUCUGGCCGAUGAUUGGGGCAGAAGAAAUAAAACAAGCGAAAUAUUCCCACAAGACUACAACUCCCAGAAUGCCUCGGAUCCCCUUCUGCCGCGUGAUUGGUCCUCCCCUUCCUCCUCCCCGAUUGGACAAACCGACGCCUCCCCAGAGGCCCUUCCUCGCCGGUGAUUGGUCGGCCGCCCUGAGGGAAAAUGGCGGACGUCGACGCUCUGGCCCGUCUCCUCUCUCUGGCCUUCCCUCAGAAGACGGAGGAGGCCUAGGCCUCUGAGGCGCCUGGUUUCUGAAGGGCUUGGCCCCGGGCAGGAGGCCAGCGGAGCGGCUUCUUCUUGGCCCCCGUCGAGCCGGGGCUCCCUCUCCCUUCGCCCUCCAGGGAGGAAAAGGUUAUUGCCGCUGUUGCGAUCGACGUUGCCGCUCCCAGGCAGAGCGAAUGCCUUCCGAGGCUCUUCUCUUCCCCUCCUCCUCCUCCUCCCUUUUAAUAUCUGUCCUCUGUUUAAAGAGAAGAAGAAGGCGAGACUCUGCAUAGACUGGAACCUCGCCCCUGAGAAGCUGAGCAGGACCUUUCGGGGUGGGAUUAAAGGUGCCUUGCGCUCAGUUAUCUUCAUGGAAGCCUUUCCUUAUUCUCUUUUCAAAGCGCUCAGUGAUUUCACACGGCGGGGCCGAGGCAGUGCUCCAGCCCCAGGACCAGCGCAGCUUCUGGCCUCGGAAGGAGUGUGUCCCGUUGAAGCAGCAUCCCUCCAAAGGGGCCCCAAGCAGCCCUACUUUGGCCUGGCUCUUUGGGCCCUCAAUGACUAAUCUGGACCCAAAGAAGUGUAAGCAGCAGCUUCCAAAGUGAGGCAGCCCAGGCUGCCUUUGGCUUCAGCCAUUGUCAUUCAUUCCCUGUCUGUUUGUGUGCAGAGACCUCUCUGGUGCCCAGAGGAGCAUCUCCUGAAGAACCUGUUACGGAGCUAGAAGGCUUUCGUCUGGUUUCGCUUCUGCUGCGUUUGUGGCGCGGUACGUGACGCACGGAAAAACAGCAUCAGAGCUUAGACACUGGCAAGAGAAGGAUUGAACUCUAAGCUGAAUCCUGCAGCCAUGCACUCCUCCUGCCAGCCUUCACAAGGGGAGAGGAACAUUUAUUAUAUCCUGACUGAAAACCAACCCUAUGGCAGUAAGCUAUUUCCUGCAGGGAGUAUGUGUUACCUGAAAGAACAGACCUAUCUACGGCACAUUAGCAUGGCAUCCACGCGUUUCUGGAGGUUCGUCAUGGAAGAUGAUGGUUCUGUUGUCACAAUGGACGUUGAAAGUCUGCAGCCUCUGAGUGACAAGGUGGUUGGUUUCCUUUUGGCUAUCACCAACGUUCAGGAACGGUUGAACUGCUUUCUGGAAAGGCAUGUUCUGGAUGCUGCCUUGAAUGCUAGGCUGGGUCAACAAGUCUUGGUAGAAUUAGACUGUGAGACGUUCCUUGGCACCAUCUGCUACAUUGGGAAACUCCAUAGAAGUCCUUUACCAUCUGGACACUCUCCUGUUUACUUUGGAGUGGAGUUGAAGGGUAAUGGAGUAGGCAAGGGCCAUUGCGAUGGUACCUAUAAUCGAAAAGAAUACUUCAGGUGUAAACAGAAUUGCGGCCUUUUUGUGCCGCUUAACAAACUGCAGUUUCUACAAGUACCGGAGAAUGGAAAAGAGGAGGAAAAAUUGGAUGAAGUUGUGGUGAUGCCAGUGAAAGUGGGGGAUACCAUUGGCUUCUAUUCAGAUGAUGCCUUCACACGUGGGAUAGCCAUGGAUGUAUAUAAAGAAGGAAGCACCUGGCUGGUUAAAGUAUGUCCGGAGGAAGAAGGGUCAGCAGAUGAUUUCCGAAUUAUCCCCAUGGAUUCUGUGGUGAAGGAGGAACUGCUGUCCCCAGGUUUUGAAUUGGAAACCGAUAUUGGAUCUUUUCAAGAACAGCUAAAGCGCAAGCGAAGUCAGAGCACAGAGGAGAAGGAAAAGAAGUCACCUUCCCUUGGUGUCAACUCCAUGGUUCAGAUUAAUUUAGAGAAGGGGAAUUCAGUCACGGGAACAAUCCGCUGGAUUGGCUGCCUGCCUAAAAUGCAGCACAAAAUGGCUGGGAUUGAGCUGGAUGAAGAGAAGGGAGUUUCAGAUGGAGAGUUUGAGGGAGUGCGCUACUUCCUCUGCCCUCCAAAGCGGGGGCUCUUUGUGAAGCUGGAGUCAUGCCAGCCAGAUAUGCGCUUUCAGUCUAAGACACAAACUUCUUGGGAGCCCACUGACCUGGAAAAAUAUUCUGGUGGAUUGGAUGCAGCAGGUGAGCUGAGCAACUCCCCUCCCCUCAGGGACGACAUGGCUGUGAAUGUCCUACACGGGCGGAUGAGAGGGAUCCAAGGCCACUGCAACUCCUGUUACAUGGAUGCUGCACUUUUCAGCCUCUUCUCCUGUACCUCUGUGUUGGAUUCCAUGCUCUACAAGCCUGCCCUCCCACAGGAUGGGCAUGUUCAGAAGAUCCUUCGAGACAAAAUCGUCAACCCUCUCAGGCAGAAUGGCUUUGUGGCUGCAAGAAGUGUGAUGGACCUUCGACAUCAGCUGACUGAGAAGGGAGAGUGUUCAAGCUUUGCCACUUCUGAGAAAGACCCGGAGGAGUUUCUGAAUCUCAUUAUGCACCAUAUCCUGGGAAUAGAGCCACUUUUGAAACUGCAGUCUGGGAAGCUCAAGGAGCAAGAGUGUUACUGUUACCAGAUAUUCAUAGACAAGCAGGAGGAUUUGGUGGUGCCCAAUGUUCAGCAGCUGGUAGAACAUUCCUUCCUUUCAUCUGAUCUCAAACUGGUGGAGAUUCCAUCCUGCUUUAUCAUUCAAAUGCCACGUUUUGGAAAGGAAUACAAAAUGUUCAGUAAAAUCAUCCCUUCAUUGGAGUUGGACAUCACUGAUCUGCUGCUGGAUAGUCCCAGGGAGUGCUUUGUGUGUGGAGAUGUUGCCACCCAGGAAUGCUCAGCAUGCUUUAAAGACAAGAAGUUUGCAGACACGGGCCUGAAGCAAUAUUGUGAUUCUUGUUGCAGCCAGGCUCACUCUCACUACCAGCGCAAAGGCCAUCAGACAACCAAAUUGCACAUCCCUGAGGAAUUUCGCAGGGAUGGCCAUCAUGGCAGUCUGCGGGUACCUAGGGAGAAGCUGGAGCUCUUUGCUGUUCUCUGCAUUGAGACCAGUCAUUAUGUCUCCUUUGUGAAGUAUGGACCAGAGAAAGAGAACUGGAUGUUUUUUGACAGCAUGGCAGACAGGCAUGGUGAUGAGAAUGGCUACAACAUUCCCACUGUGACGCUGUGCCCAGAGGUUGCCAAGUACCUGGAGAUGCCAGUGGCCACCUUGGCCAUGGAACAGCCGAGGGACAUGGAGGGAGUGGCCAAGCGCCUCUUCUGCGAUGCCUACAUGUACAUGUACCAAAGCAAGAAAAUGGCACUUUACAAAUGACGGGUAGAUUGCAUCAUGUCACAAACGGUGAAGCACUGCCGUCUUCUUCUGAAACUUCACUUGUCCUGUUUACAGAAUUGCCUUUGGAGAAGGGAAUCAGUGGAAGUAGAUUCACUUUGGCAAUGGUGGCAAUUCACGUCAUCUGCAAUCCCAGAUUUAACAGCAGCAUAGGAAUAACUUGUUUCACCUUUCUGGUUCCUACCCUGGGUCUAGCGAACCUUUCCCACAAGUUCUUGGCAUUUAGGUGAACUGACUUUCCUUUCACUUGGAACUGUAGUGUGAAGAACCUUAAGGCCAGGCUGGGGCAGAGGCUGCUUGUGCUGUGACUCUGAAUCAGGAAGGGGCUUGGCCUGAUUUUUCUCAUCUGGGUUCUAUGAAUCCAAAUCUCAGUACGAUUUCCUCUUCCUCCCGUCCUCAUCAGCAGGGAGGUGGGAACAGACUAUCUCAGGCAAUAAACUCUCUCUGCGUUUAGUUCUAGGUUGGACCUGGAAUCCUACGGGCUCAGCAACAUCUGCUCAUUUGCACAUGGGGUUUAUCUGUAACCCUGGGUAGCUAUACUUGCCCUGUGUGCACACAAAUGUCACUUUAGUUUUCUAAAGCCUCCCAAUUUUAGAUCAAGACUCAAGCUUCUUGAUGGUGGGGUCUCCAGCUUGGUGUGCACUUGGAGUCAAAGUCUUGGUUCUCAGCUGUGCCUGGGCCAAGCAAUUAAGGGAAAAGAUUGCCCAGGUUUGUGGAGGGUCCCCCCCACACACAUCUUUCCUGCUUCAAUCUUUCCCACACUGAUAAGAUUCACAGAGCCACAGAGGUGUGAGGGGACACAUGCAGCCUAUAGUUAAUGCACUUAAGGGAGCAGUCCAUGCAGGAGUAACAGAAACUGUCACUUUUAGCCCCCAUCUGUGUUUUUGUGACUGUCUCCUAGAAGUAGGUACAACAGGCCUUCUUCCCUCUCCUCCCAAUUUAUGAAAAAGUUUCUCUGUAAUUUUUCUCUUUUGGGAUAGACUGAUUUUUUCUUUUUCAAUUGAUAAAAUGGCUGGACAGUCAGAUAUCCCCCCAGUACUAUUAAGCUGGAAAACAUUAUUAUUAUAUUAUUAUUUUGCCUAACAUACACAAGAACCCUGUCUUCUGUAGAUACACAAUAAUAGGGGGAAUAUCUUUUGAUAGAUUAAAAGAAAGUUGUUGCUUUUGUCUAGUAAGUAGUGUGCAAUAAAUCCAGGGCGAGGGGAAGGCAAAGUGCCUUAUGCACAGGGAAAACUCCAUAGACACUGGACCUAUGAUUGUCAAGUGUUUCCACACUUUUCAGAGGAUGUAGCUCUUGAACUUUCUGAAUGUAAUCUUUUGCAUCUGCAAGCUGUUAGAACUUGGAAAUAAGAUAACUGGGACAAACUAAUUAAUGCAAGUUGCCUAAUUGAGACUAGUUAAUACCAGUUACCUGGCAAUAAACGGGACUCAUGCUGUGACUGUUACCUUUUGUUUGUUGUGAUCUAGCAUGAGAAGACUAGCUAUUGGGAUUCUGCUUGCAUCUGAAUCGUUCUGUGCAAUGUCUGUCCUCUUUGCUGGCUUGAUCAAUGUUUCUGCCUCCCUCUGUUUGUUGUUUAAAAUGCUGGAGUCUGUGUUGGUAAUAAUUGUUGUUGUUUUUCUCUAUCUCAUUAUUUUCUAUAACUUGUACCUUAAACAGUCUCAGGAAAACAGAAUUGACUUUUUUGAUAUGUCAGUGUAAUGUCAGUUUCCAAUUCUAAAAUGUAUUCCAACAAUACAGCUUUAUCUGUUUUUGA
Sceloporus undulatus (fence lizard) is the source of this 5278-nucleotide messenger RNA. Its product is annotated as ubiquitin carboxyl-terminal hydrolase CYLD-like. Gene Ontology annotation, molecular function: K63-linked deubiquitinase activity; cysteine-type deubiquitinase activity. Gene Ontology annotation, cellular component: cytosol. The transcript is spliced from 15 exons. Gene Ontology annotation, biological process: protein K63-linked deubiquitination. The record is from RefSeq and is a predicted model, not a curated record. NCBI's taxonomy places the organism in Eukaryota, Metazoa, Chordata, Lepidosauria, Squamata, Phrynosomatidae. The coding region runs from base 1149 to 3506 and encodes 785 amino acids.